GCCUAAUAGCCCCGGAGUGAAUCCGCUCCCUUCCGCUCGGCGACCCUCCCCCUCGCCCGCUGAGCCACGAAGGAGCGGGUGGACCCUUGCCACCGUAUCUUGCCUGCCCCACAUGCACUGCCGAAUGCUGCUCGGUCCGGUUUUGCCCACUUUGCUAACUCUAGAACCUACCGACCUCCUCUAGUCCCUACUGGCCUCUGUCCCCAGCGCAUCCUCCCGCUCCGGGGAGACGCACAGAUCUCAUAGCCUGGGGCUGGCUCGGAGCUUGGGUGGGGGGGCUCCAUCCUGACCGCCCCUCCUCUCUCCGCUUCCCUCACCCUCCUGCCUCCUGUCUUCUUGCCCCUCACCUCCACCUCUACCCCCUUGUCACCUCAGGAGCUCCUCCAAAGCGGGGCCCGGUGGGUACCCCCUGCCCCAGCAUGUGAGUCUCUCGAACCUGUGAUGCUGUGGCUGGCCAUUGGCCCCUUCCGUGCCAUGGAGAACCAAGUGCUGGUGAUUCGCAUCAAGAUUCCAAAUAGUGGCGCGGUGGACUGGACGGUGCACUCGGGGCCGCAGUUACUCUUCAGAGAUGUGCUGGAUGUGAUAGGCCAGGUUCUGCCUGAAGCAACAACCACAGCAUUUGAAUAUGAAGAUGAAGAUGGCGAUAGAAUUACAGUGAGAAGUGAUGAAGAAAUGAAGGCCAUGCUGUCGUAUUACUAUUCCACAGUGAUGGAGCAGCAAGUAAAUGGACAGCUAAUAGAGCCUCUGCAGAUAUUUCCAAGAGCCUGCAAGCCUCCUGGGGAACGGAACAUACAUGGCCUGAAGGUGAAUACCCGGGCCGGGCCAUCUCAGCACACCAGCCCAGCAAUCUCAGAUUCCCUUCCAAGCAAUAGCUUAAAGAAGUCUUCUGCUGAGCUGAAAAAAAUAUUGGCCAAUGGCCAGAUGAAUGAACAAGACAUACGGUAUCGAGACACCCUCGGUCACGGCAACGGAGGCACCGUCUACAAAGCAUACCAUGUCCCAAGUGGGAAAAUUUUAGCUGUAAAGGUCAUACUUCUAGAUAUUACACUGGAACUUCAGAAGCAAAUUAUGUCUGAAUUGGAAAUUCUUUAUAAGUGUGACUCAUCAUAUAUCAUAGGAUUUUAUGGGGCAUUUUUUGUAGAAAACAGGAUUUCAAUUUGUACAGAAUACAUGGAUGGGGGGUCUUUGGAUGUAUAUAGGAAAAUUCCAGAACAUGUCCUUGGAAGAAUCGCAGCAGCGGUUGUUAAAGGCCUUACGUAUUUGUGGAGUUUAAAGAUUUUGCACAGAGAUGUGAAGCCCUCUAACAUGCUUGUAAACACGAAAGGACAGGUCAAGCUGUGUGACUUUGGAGUGAGCACUCAGCUGGUGAAUUCUAUAGCCAAGACGUAUGUUGGAACAAAUGCUUAUAUGGCACCUGAAAGAAUUUCAGGAGAGCAGUACGGAAUCCAUUCUGAUGUCUGGAGCUUAGGAAUCUCCUUCAUGGAGAUUCAGAAAAACCAGGGAUCUUUAAUGCCUCUCCAGCUUCUGCAGUGCAUUGUUGAUGAGGAUUCACCCGUCCUUCCAGCUGGAGAGUUCUCCCACCCGUUUGUACAUUUCAUUACUCAGUGCAUGCGAAAACAGCCCAAAGAGAGACCAGCUCCUGAAGAAUUAAUGGGUCACCCAUUCAUCAUGCAGUUCAAUGAUGGCAACUCCACGGUGGUGUCCAUGUGGGUGUGCAGGGAGCUGGAGGAGAGACGGAGCCAACAGGGGCCCUCAUGAAGCAUCAGCGGGACGUCAGGACCAACCUCCGACGUGGCAGCCUACCACUGGCCCAUCUCUGUUUGCCACCUGCACCAGAAGAGCUUUGCUGGGCACAGCUUCCUGCCUUCACUGUCUCCCUGCCCGGGGAGCCCUCGGGGGGCCAAUCUUUCACCCUCGGUCUGGGGGCACUGACUGUGGCGGGACAGACGGGCACUGAGAAUGGAAGUUCCUCCGCCACCCUCCCCCGCCUUCCGUUUCCCGAAUCUUGUCUGUAAAAGGUCAGGCCUGUCAGCUGCACUGUAGGGAAUAAAAGUAUUACUUCUUCGGA
This is a messenger RNA of Jaculus jaculus (lesser Egyptian jerboa), 2068 nucleotides long. It is a transcript of the gene Map2k5, whose product is annotated as mitogen-activated protein kinase kinase 5. The transcript is spliced from 21 exons. The coding region runs from base 442 to 1758 and encodes 438 amino acids. Gene Ontology annotation, molecular function: ATP binding; protein kinase activity; protein binding. The record is from RefSeq and is a predicted model, not a curated record. Gene Ontology annotation, biological process: protein phosphorylation. NCBI's taxonomy places the organism in Eukaryota, Metazoa, Chordata, Mammalia, Rodentia, Dipodidae.